ACUGAGCAGGCGCGAAUUGCGUCAUGAGAGGGCAGGCGAGCGCGAGCUGAGAAGGAAGUCUAGUUCUCAGCGCAUGAUUGUGCCAAAUUUGCCGAAAAGAGGAAACGCUGGUUCGAGCGGGAACUACAAAGAAAGUUGACGUACAUUGCCACAUCAGAUGAAACACAGAUUCUAAGAAUCACAUGGAUAGAGAACGAACAGGACGUACAAUGAACCGUACCGAGGUCAGAGGCAGUGGGAACAUUGUCAUUACUGCAGGAGACAAUGCUGUCAUUACUAUCCCUCCACAAGGCCAUGAAUACCCAGCCCCAGCUGGUUCCUCUGAUGCUGAUACAGAAGAUAGAGAGGCCUCCUUUACAUAUGAAGACCAUUCUGGUACUGGUAACGAAAAUAGAGGAGGAUAUGAUCAGGAUCCUUCAUCUGCACAUCCAAGACAACCUCAGGCUCAGAGUCCUGCAUCUCCUGCCUCUUCUCCAGAUUCAAGGACACAGGACUUACUGGAUGAGUGUGUCAGCACAUUGCUGGAGAUGGGGAUUUCUACUGAGCUAUCGGCACCGAUAGUACGAGAACUGAUCAGUAUAACCGAUAACAGGCAAAGGGACAGAGACCUUAUAGUUGAUAGGACUUUGCAGAGACUAGAGGAAAACAGACCAGAAGCAGUACCAGAAGCAGUACCAGAAGCAGCAGGGUACCAGACCAAUUUUGGAAAAGAUGGGAUCUUCAUCUAUAAGAACACAGCCCCAGUUGUGAUUGGAAGUCACAUCAGUGGAGCUGGCCCACUAAACUUGGAGGAUACCCCAGAUAGUGAUCACAAAAGGUUUCAGAAAAGACGUGACAAGACUGGAAGACGCCAAGAAACAGCCUCAGCAGCAAGGCAGAGACCAAACUCCAAACAAAGACAGCCAGAACAGGAUGCAUACCUUAAUAACACUACAUGUGCAGAAAUAGCAAGCUCUCAGAGGAACAGGGAGCUGAUGGAGAACCUACCUCCUAAGACAGCAGCACGUCAGAUAGCAAGGGAAACCCAACAAAGUGAUGAACAACACUUUCCACCCAUUUCUGAUGACGAAACAUCUUCAUCGGAGGAGUCAGAAGCCUUGUCUGACACUGAUGGGGAAGCUCCCAAAGAAGAUGAGAAGGAGGAUACAGAGGGUGAUUCUGGGAGGUAUACCCAGCAGGGCACCUCCAGGCCUACAUUUGAUGAUGUGGAUGGACAACUGAGUGCUGAGGAAGAUAACCAAGCUACUGAUGGGGAGCCCAGGAGAAGAGGUCCUGAAGAUGAUUCUGGAAGGGAGGUGUCUCAACAGCAUGAUGAGGAAAGCAUCACACCUGAGAAGGCUCCUUUGUAUGUUGCUCUGCCUGAAGAAAAAAGUCCUGCAGAAUUGUCUACAACAGAGAAGCAGCAGUGGAGUACCCCACAAAAUCCACCAGGUGGUUCUCUACAUACUCCAGAUCACAGUGGCGGGAGCCCCCAAAGUAUGGAUUCUCUGCGUGUUCAAAGUGGUUACAAACAGGAUAAUGAGGCAUCGAACUGGCCUGUGGUUGAGCUACCCAGAAGUGCUGAUGAAGAGGAUGUUACAGUAAGACCACUUGUCGAGCUUUAUCCACAUCCUGGCAUAAAUGACACAAUCAUGGAUGACUCAAUUCCUUCCUUAGAGCAACAACCGCUAACCCCUCAGCCAGCAGCUCCUCAGCAGCAAGAUGGAAAUGAGGGACUAGCAGACCCCAGAGAAAAUCAGCCACCUGCAGUCUUGACAUCUGGAGAAGAAAGGCCACAACCAAGAAGCAUGGAGGCUCAGGAUACAAGUGAUGCAGAAACAGAACCAAAAGGUCUACUGGAUAAAACAAACACAGAUGAAGGGGUCAGAGGAGCGGCAGGCAAGGAAGACCACCAGAAUGUCACCCAGCAGGUUACCGGUAGUGAUGACACCGGUGGCAACCAACCAGAGUACGACAAGGAACGUGGUCUAUAUACCUUGACUUUGGCUCAUAUCAAGCAGAUGACAGAAGAUUUUUCAGAGACAAAGAAGAUAGCUGAUGGAGCAUUUGGACCUGUCUAUCAGUCAGUGUUUCCAUAUGAUGGUCCACUGAAGGGUAGAAAAGUAGCUGUGAAGGUGAACAGAUCUGCAGAUCAAGGACAGAGGGAGUUUAUGCAGGAGCUGAAAAUGGCUGGAUCCCGACACCCCCAUCUCCUGCCUCUGUUUGGGAUAUGUGAAGAUGAGAGAUGUCUAUCACUGGUCUCACCCUACAUGGCCAACAAAGACCUGAAGUCUUGGAUACAGGACAAGACAUCACCUACAGACUGGAAGACAAGACUGGUGAUUGGUCUGGACCUGAUAAGUGCCAUCCGGUAUUACCACCAGAAGACUGAGGGUCCAAAGAAGAGGUUCCACUGUGACGUGAAGUCAGCCAAUGUGUUCCUGGAUGCCCAGCUUCGAGCCCGUCUUGGUGACCCUGGCUUGAUGAGGGAAGUUUCUGAGGACAAAACAGACCUCACCAUAACAGUUUCAAAAGCAGGUAGGGGAACCUCAUUCUACCAGGAUCCCUACUUCUCAAAGUACUGCAAGUACCAUGAGACCAGCGACAUUUACAGUGCAGGGAAAGUCUUUCUAGAACUUUUCACGAGCAAAACUGCUGAUAGUAAGGAAGAUGGACGUUUGCUGUUUGAAAUCUGGUCUGAAGAAAAGGAGUACUUCAGUGCACUCAGUGAUGGGACAGAGCUGUGUGAGGUGGCAGACCGUUCAGAUGCAGUGGCUUGGCCAGAAUGCAGUGAGGAUGGAAGUUCUGCGACUCAGCAGUUUGCAAAACUGAUCAUCCGUUGUCUUCAAGAUAGUCCCAAGAAAAGAAUUACAUUAGAGGAGCUCUACAAGGAGCUGAAGAGUCUGGUAACAAGUGAAAAUGCCCUAAGGAGCUUUGGCACCGAAAAACCUGACUUCUGUACAUGCUGCCUAAGGAUAAAGCCAAGUUCCAUCCCUAUGAGCUGUGGCUGUGUCUCCGUGUGUGUUGCCUGCAUGAAGAAGAACAGUAGGGCUCUCUACUGCACUAACCAUCACACAGAGACAACAGGUCUAGGGCAGAACACAUUUGCUGUGCUUGUUGGCAUGAAAGGCAGGAAGAGGGGAGAACAGGGUUUUGGAAAGGAUGCUGAAGAGAUGUACAGGGUCCUGACAGAUCCUAACAUCUGUGCAGUAAGACCAGAGAAUGUGAAACUCCUGACCAAUGGUGAAGGCACCUCAGAAAACAUCAAGAAGGCAGUGAAGGAACUUGGUCAAGAGAUGAAUAAAGUUCCAGAGUCUCAACAGAAAUGCCUACUGUAUUACCACAGUGGGCAUGGAGAAAACCCACGCAAGAGUUUGAAGCGCUUCCUUGUCUGUGAGGACAAAAGAAAUUCCUCCAGCCAGAUGAGAAAACUGUUUGCUGAACUUUGUCCUACAAGAUCCCUGUACAUCUUAGAUGUGUGUUUUGCCUCAUCUGUACAGUUGCAGUACAUGAACAAGGAAGAUGAGGAACCGGUGGCUGUCAACACAGAUCAAGUUAAUGAGGGCGGCUUACUUAAGCUUAUUUGGGGUUUCCUGCCUGCUUGGCUAACUAGCUUACUGCCUGUCUGGAUGGCACCAGAGCAAGAAGAAGGAGAAGAAGAACAAGAAGGAGAAGAAGAAGAUGAAGAAAAUUUCCUGAAGUCCUGCAUCCCUCAGGGUUCUCUGCUAUGGGCAUCCAGCAGGAGCAACGAAACGUCACAGGUUGAGAAAUCAGCAACAGCAGAGGACAAGAUCAGCGUCUUCACCAAGUACAUCCUGGCUGGCCUGUGUGGUGGUGACAAGUCGUUGAAGGAUAAGACUCAAGGCUUAGGUGGGAUGCCUCUUAACUUCCUCCAAGACUAUGUCUUCGAUGAAGUCAAGAAAGAGGUUGGAGAUCAACAGACGCCAUCAAUAAGUGGUCAAGAUGAGAAGACGUACUGGAUUGCAUACCCCCCAGAAGACUGAGGUCACACAUUCUGCGUUUCA
Messenger RNA from Branchiostoma belcheri (Belcher's lancelet), 4004 nucleotides. RefSeq lists its product as uncharacterized. Bases 183 to 3983 code for a protein of 1266 amino acids. Gene Ontology annotation, molecular function: ATP binding; protein kinase activity; cysteine-type endopeptidase activity. The transcript has 19 exons. The record is from RefSeq and is a predicted model, not a curated record. Gene Ontology annotation, biological process: proteolysis; protein phosphorylation. Lineage: Eukaryota; Metazoa; Chordata; Leptocardii; Amphioxiformes; Branchiostomatidae. Gene Ontology annotation, cellular component: plasma membrane.